ACAAUACUGAGCAUGGGUAAAACUAAAACUCACUGCCUCAUAUCCGGUUGCACUCCUGAAAGUGCCUCUGAGCUCCAGCAAUACGACGAGUACUUUGAUUGGAAAUACGGCGAGGAACUGGACGAGGAAUGGGUGGAACUGGACGAUACGGACGACGCACAGCUGGGACCCCUCGUCUUGCAGGCUAUACGCGAGCUAGCAAAGGACGAGGAAGGGAUCGACAAUGUGACAGUCAUAGGCGACUUUGUCAAGGCAAAGGAGCGCCUCAUCGAAGUUACCACCCCUCGCGGCGAGGCGCUCGAGACACCCGACUCCGCAAUCACCCUCCGGGAUAACUGCAGCUGCAAUGGCCCCGUGGACUGGAUCUACGGCCUCGUUCGCCCACCUGUGAUGAAGGAUGACUUUGAUAACUACUCUGUCUCGGUCGGCCUGCUCGUCAUGGUGCAGGACUUUGCGCUGCCCAUAUUGCAUCUCGCGACGCGCGGCCGCGUGACUCCACAGCGCCUCUGGCGCCUCGCGAUGCACCAAGGACACUCUGAUAUGACGGGGGCCGGUUGGAAAGGGUUGGAUGAUAUCGAUUAUGGCGAGAACGACAAGGAGAUGCGCGCGCAGUCUGACAUCACCUAUAUCCCACAUAUGAGAUGCAAAGAGGUGAAAGCACUGGAGGGACUGGGAGACGUGCAGAUGAUUAAAGAUGCUAUCGUGCACCGUGGAGGGUAUUGGAUGUGGAUGAGGGCUGAUAGGUUCCCAUUAGACGUCGUUUGCGACCAGAGCGCUCUGUCUUUCACGUCUCUAGACGUUCCUCUCAGCAGUUCCAACACCCCCGCAAUCGCGAAACUUCCACUCGAACUUCUCCAUAUAAUCGCGCGCGAAUGCUCACUCACAUCUCUCCUCUCCCUCGCAUCUACCUCUCGGACCACGCGCUCCAUGCUGAUGGGCUCCGAGCCCAACAGGAACGCUCUCGCAACCGCAUGGAUUAUGUGGAGCGCGCCGUGGUUCGCACCCGCCACAUCCGACACCGAGCCCCGGUACGAGAUGGACAAAGUCCAAGACGCGUGGGCGUAUCUCCAGAGGUGCCGCGCGAACGCGUCCAUGCGCAACAGGGCGCGUAUCUGGAAGAUCGCGGAGCAGAUUGAGGUUGUCGCGGAGCAGAGUGGUGUAUAAUGACAUGCAUACAGGAUUUGGGUGUCGAUUUGACUGGCGUCGAAGAGAGAUGUCCCUAAGAUCGAUGACGUCUGAUUGGCAUCCUCAACUCAGAUGCGAGGAAGGCGAGAUAAUAGAUGUAGACGCUUUCUAGCCAGUUCAAGCUUUAGUUCUAAUCUGUACUACUUCGUUAUGCAUAUCACGGAUGAUGUAGCAACAGUAAUGCAAAGUUGCCUCCGGCAUCACCA
Messenger RNA from Coniophora puteana RWD-64-598 SS2, 1391 nucleotides. RefSeq lists its product as uncharacterized. Gene Ontology annotation, molecular function: protein binding. The transcript is spliced from 4 exons. The record is from RefSeq and is a predicted model, not a curated record. The coding region runs from base 13 to 1164 and encodes 383 amino acids. NCBI's taxonomy places the organism in Eukaryota, Fungi, Basidiomycota, Agaricomycetes, Boletales, Coniophoraceae.